AUGUCCUACCGGAAUCCUACUACAUCAAAGCAAUCGACCACUCGUUCGAAUAGAAAUCUUCUUGCAAAACGGCAAUAUGAAGGCGUAUCAACACCAAGAGACCCGAACGCAGGUCAUACACCUAUUGCAAUUAUAGAGGCAAACAGGCGUUUCAAAGAUGGCAUUAACAAAAAAGAAGUUAUUCCCCCUAUUCCACCGAGCAGAACAAAUUUGGACAAUAAUUACGAUGAUAUCAAUGGGAAUACGGCAUAUCUUGACACUGCAGAUGAAGAUAGUUUGCCACUUAAACUAUUUGACGGUAAAAAACAAUCACUCAGUGAAUUAAGCGAAGAAUUCAUGUCAUAUUUAUGGUUCAGGCGGAUAAAAGAAAUUUUUUUACAUAUGGAUUCCGGCAGAGAUGGACAAGAUGAAGAUCCUUUUAUUGAAUUUGAUAUGAAUUUGGCUCGAAUUGAUUUGAUGAAUGCUUGCGAUCGAUAUAUAGAGAAUGAACGGAUCAUUGUUACUAAAAAGGAUGGAAAUAUGACGAAAUCCAAUAACAACAGUCAACAAUCUAAUCCGUCACUGAGUAUCGAUGAAUGUAUCAACGCGCUCCAUAAUCUUGUCGCCAACCCGUCAUCAGAAGAGUUAUCAGCAAUGCUGAACAAAUGUAUUGGUUCAUUACGUGAUCUUGAUAAACGUACCCAAGACGUCAUCGCUAAAAUAGAAAAACAACGGCAAAACAACUCAAAAGUAAAUAUUCACACUAUAGUAGAACUUAUUCAGUCCUUAACAUCGAAAGAAAGAAAAAGUGAUCUUGAGAAAAAACAAGAAUGGGAUAUGAAGAAACUCUACGCAGAAGUGUUCAAGAUGUCUUACAAAAGAAAUCGACUACGAACAGAAAAUGAACAGGAAGAACUAACACCAGUGAAAAAAGGUGACGAUCAACCAAAUUUUGGCAAUGCCAUUUGGUGGUAUUCUUGCGAUAAAGCUAGUAUAUAUUAUCAAAUUAACUCAAUACUGCGUCUUGAAAACUUUGAGUUGUUAGUGGCUUAUCGUUAUUAUUUAAGUGAUCUUUGUAGAAUGAUUGAGUAUAUGUACGAAGAACGAAAACGUGAGCAAAGUGAUUCUCAAGUAUUUUAUCGAGCUGGGCAUGUUAAUGAAGGGCAAUUGGAAAAAAUGCGUAAAUCACAGAAAGGCCAUUUGAUUUCGUUGGGUGGUUUUAUUUCAGCAACAACUAAUAUGAAUAUUGCUAAAGGCUAUGCCAAAAAACAAAAUAUAUCGAAGAGUAACAAAAGAGUACUGUUUCAAAUUACUGUUAAACCUCAGGAGCCAUGCACAGCAUUUGCAUAUAUUAAUGGUAUUUCAUUUCACCCCGAAGAAGAGGAAGUCUUAUUUAGUAUGGGAUCCGCGUUUACUGUCGAUAGGAUAGUUGAUCCAGAAGAUGGCGAAAAUUAUUAUACCGUUCAACUUACAGCAUCUGAUAUCGAUAAAACUCUUGCUAAUGAUAUUCGCACUAAAGUAGAAGAAUGCUCUCCAUCAGGUCGUGCCGCUUUAUUAGCACACUAUCUUAUGGAGCUAGGUGAAUAUCGAGCAGCUCGUAAAUAUCUUACUUCACUUCUGAACGAAGCACGUGAUGGAGGUAUCCUGAUCAAUGAUCCAAACUUAGCUACGAUUUAUUCUUGUCUCGGAAUGAUUUAUGCUCGCCAAGCCCUUCACGGUGACGCGCUUAAAGCAUUCAAACAAGCGCUUAAUACACAAGCACGCCUUGAAUAUUCAAAUAAUAAUGCAUUAGCUGAGAUUCAUAGAAAUAUUGGAUUAGCCUAUGUAGGACUAGGUCGUAUGAAUGAAGCUGAACAGACCUUAGCAAAAGCAUUACGUAUUAAAUUGCGGGAGGUCAACUCCGAUGAACAGCAUUUGGCAUCGAUCUACGGUGAUAUUGGUUAUGUUCAAUACAAGAAGAACAAUUUCAAGAAUGCAUCAGAUGCUUUUGAAAAGGCUGAAAAGAUCUACAAGACAAGUUCAAACAAGAUCGCACACGAUGAGCUUGAACAAUGUUUAAACAAAGCGGAAUAUCUAACAAACUACGGGCAUCUACUAAGUGUUAAAAAAUCUUUAACCGAAGCACAAACACGAUAUAAUGAAGCACUUAAACUUUAUAAAAGUGUUUUGCGUAACUAUGAUCCUAAACUAAUGCAAACUCACAUUAAUAUAAUGAUUGCGUAUGCAAAGAAUGAAAAGUUUAAUGACGCUACAAGAUGGUUUGAAGAUACCACAGUGCAAACGCUAAUUAAUAAUCAAGAAAUGAAUGUUUUCGAAUUAAAUAGUUCAGUGACACAGUCAAGUCUUGCUUUUCUUCACGAAUUUAUUGGCGCCUGUUAUAUGGAGCUCGAAGCAUAUUAUAAAGCGAUUCGCUUGUGGGCACGAGCCGUGAUAUUUAAACGUAAGGCACGUCUGGAACAACUACUGUUGGACACUACCAGUAACAUUUCGUCGACAUUAAAUGAUGAGCAAAAACAGUUUAUUAAUAAAAACUAUCGUGCCGCACGCGAUUUUCCUAACACAAAUAGCAGAGACAAAGACCAGUCAGCAGAUGAGAAGAAGAUACAAAUACCACAUGAAUUUUGUGUGGGUCUGCUUUGCAUUGAAUCCUAUGAUGAUCUGUCUGCGAUAGAAAAUUUGAGAAAAGUUGCAAUAGGGUCAGAUGUAUCUGACAGUGAUACGAAGCUUGUUGCGUGUCUUCUUCUAGCCGAGUUGUACAAACAGCAAUCCGAUUUUAAUUUGGCAAUUGAUAACUGCGAUCAAGCUUUGCAAUUAGUAAAACAAUCGAAAAAUCAGAAAGAUCGUGUUUUAGAAAUCGAAGUGAGUUUAACCCGUAUCGAAUGUAUUAGCAAAAUAAGAACAAAUACAAAUGCUAUUGACGAGCUCAUAAAACUCGAUAGAUCUUUACGAACAGAUGGUAGUGAUACAAAAUACGUCACGUUAAAAGUUAUCGUUUAUGACACUCUCGCCCGUUAUUAUCUGUCAGAACAAAAUUACAGUGAAUUCGAUGUAGUUGCUGAACGAUCAGUUACAUACAAAAUUCGUAACUUCUCACAAUAUCAUCCAAGCUUAGCCAUUAACUCAAAACUAUUGGCCGACCGUUAUUGUCAACAAUCUCGCUACCAUGAGGCGUUAUAUUUCUACGAGCGUGCUCUUGAAGUCCAAAGUUUAAAUUUAACUGUUGAUCAUCCACAGAACAGAAAAAUCUUCUACGCUAUGGGUAAUGUAUAUUGCAAAAUCGACAAGUUAUCGAAUGCAAAGGAAAAGUAUGAUAUAGCGGAAAAUAUGAAUUCGAACAAAGAUGAAGAUGAUGUAUUAAUUCAAGAUAAAAUCAAUGCUGAAGAAUCAAUGGAUAUUUUAAUGGCUCAGAUUAGUAUGCACCAACAUUUGGCUAGUUUAUAUACAAAAAAGAAGGAUUAUGCACAAGCCAUAUCCGAAACGAAUAAAAUUCUCGAAUUACUAAAAGAAGAAUUACCGUCCGCAGCGUUUGACACGGACAAUGAAAACCCAUUAAUGAAGAAAAAGAUUGAUAGCCCUACACUUGUGAAGAAUCUACGGUUACUGGCUAAGUGUUAUUUGCGUUCGGGGGAUAUUCUAGGUAUAGCUCAAGAUGAUGAAAUGGGUUAUGAAGUAGCUUCAAAUAUUUACAAGAAACUCAAUAAUCAUGAUAAAAAGUUGGGUAACCAUGAAAUCGUUUUAUUACUUAAGAAGUUGAGCCAAUACCACGAAGAUACAUUUAAUCGAGAAAAAGCACUCACAUGCCUGAAAGACAUCAUCAAUUUUGAAAAGCCAUCUAGUACUAUUCUAUAUCGAUUAGGUUCGUUAAGUAUUGCUUGUGAUGGGUAUGACGAAGCAGUAAAAACCUUUAAGGAUCUAUUAAAUGAUCCAGUGAUCAAUGCAAAACCAGAACAGAAACAAAUCGUAGAAGAAAACUUGAAAGAAGCACAAAGCAAACUAGAAAAUCUAAAAUUAACCUCAAAUCAACUUCUGUCGGAUGAUAGUAGUGAUGAUGAUGACGAUACAAGUUCGAAUUCUUCAAACGACCUUCCUAGACACGAUACGAAUAUAUCAACACCUACCAAGCAGCAUAUUGAGAUUGAAUCGGAGAAGACUAGCGAUGAUGAGAGUGAUACAAUGUCGAAUCAUAAGGAGAUGCUAAUUGAGGACGCUACUGCUGUGCCAAAUAGUGACAAAGAAGAAAUGAAAAGCGAUCCUGAAAAAAAUGUAGAAAAUACAGAUAAGUCAUCAGAUGAUAGAGCUAAAGCAUUGGCGUAUUUCGAACUUGAAGAUUUACACAAAUCACUGAAAUAUCAUCAGAGAUAUAUUAAAAGUCAAAACAAGUCUGUAUCAAUGUCGGAAGUUUUUCAAACUCAACUGUCAAAAAUACAACAAGAUAUGUUUACAUUUGAACAGCGUAGUCUGUUGUGUUUCUUACCGAAAUUACUACAUUCUCUAGUAACAAAAAUUCGUGAAGAAUCUUUAGAAAAUUCAGAUGUAUUGUUAAUAGCCGAUUCUCAUUUUCAAUGUGGAAUUCUCAACGAUAAACUUUCAUCGCAUCUCCAAAGUAGUCUCUCUUAUAUCUCAGCAUUCCAACUUUAUUUUUCCAAAUCAACUGGUGAAAUCAACGAACUGACUAAUCUUAUGCGCGAAAUACUCAAUACAUUUAUUGAUGGCAAACUUGUACCGAAGAUGAUUAUUGACUUUGCUCAAAAAAUCGCAGUAGCAUCGGACGAUAUAAUUCUCAUGCGUCUGAAACUAGCGGCGAUGUAUCGCGACAAUGAAACAGACGAUGUUACUGAUGAGGAUGAUGACGGUGAUAUAAGUGUGGAAUCGCGAAUGAUCGCUUUAAAAUGGUAUAGAGAUUGCCUAACUGUUGCCAAUGAUGUAUUGACAAAAGCCACAUGUUAUUACAACGUUUUGUGUCUUUAUCGAGAUUAUAUUCAUGAAGACGAUGCUGGAAGGAACGAUGUUAAGAAUUUAGUCAAAUUAUUACCUGAAUUAAGUAUUCUUGAUCGACACCUAUUACUCAAUUUGGCACACCGUUUCGUGAGAGAAUACGAUGACAACAAAGGCGUGUGCGAUAAAUAUCUUAAUGCCCAAUUACAAAAACUUCUAAAAAAAUCUUUCGAUGAAAUGUUGGAAGUGAGCGACGAACUCAGUGUCGGAGAUAAACUUGUUGAAUGUGAAGAUUUGGAUAGCGCUGAAGAAUAUUGGAACUCCGUUGUUGAACAGCUCACAUAUGAUAAAUUCUCAAUGCCAUUAAACAUCCAGAAAGCGACAUAA
This is a messenger RNA of Adineta ricciae, 5301 nucleotides long. The record is from the annotation of a GenBank genome assembly. Lineage: Eukaryota; Metazoa; Rotifera; Eurotatoria; Adinetida; Adinetidae.